Ostreobium quekettii is the source of this 3900-nucleotide messenger RNA. The record is from the annotation of a GenBank genome assembly. Lineage: Eukaryota; Viridiplantae; Chlorophyta; Ulvophyceae; Bryopsidales; Ostreobiaceae.
AUGUUCCGGCCAUGGGGAGCCCAGGCGCGGACGAUUUUGUUGAUCCUGCUGCUGGCUGUUGCGCGGAGGGCGGCGGGGCAGUGCCAGCUGCCGUUUCGGCUGGACGGGGCGGCCUCGACGCUUGAGGUCACGGGGAGCGGCGCCCUGGGCGCAUCCAGUCUGACCAUCAGGCCGCUCAACGACCAGGUGAUCGGCGUGCUGGGCGUGAUGCAGCUGGAGACGGUGGGGGAGUGUCCGGAGGGGCCGGAGGAGGUCGCCUGGGCGGGGGCCGGCCUGGGGACGCGCCCCGGCGAGGCGCUCAGGGUGUAUCCCUCGACGAUCAUGGCGGACGUGCCCGAGCUGGGCGCGGCUGUCAACCUGACUGAUUUGGUGAUGACCUGGCGGUCGGAAGGGGUUGAUCGGUUGCCGGGGGGCGGGCCGGCGGACUUUGUGGCCGCCGUGAACCUGACUCUCGUGGGCGGCGCGGCGGUUUAUGACGCAGGGAUCCUGUCCGGGAGCCAGGCAGUCGAGAAUUUUUCGGCGGCGAGCGAUGUGGAGGGGAGGGUGGGCUUUGGGGAGGGAGUGAGGAGGCUGGCGGUGCCAGAGGCGAACUUCACGUUCGAGAUCGCCAUCGGGCCGAUCAGCCUCGAGCUGGAGCUGGCCGGGAGGAUCGAGGGAGAUUUGGGGGUGGGCUGUGUCCAGGACUGCGGCCCAAACGGGCGGUGCAGCCCGGCUGGGGUGGGGGGUGAUGGGCCCGUGGCAUGCGAGUGUGAUUGUGGGUGGGGCGGGGGUUCCUGCGCCGUUCCCACGGGGUUCUGUCCAAGCCAGGACGCCCCCGUUGUCACGGCCGCCCUCGCUGGGAAUUUGGAUCAGGAAAAUCCGGACGAAGACGGGGAAUCUGAUCCAGAUGUGGGCGGUGGGGGGGCAGAGGGGGGGGAUUGUUUCAAUGGGUCGAGCGUGGGGGAGGUGAGGGAUAGGCUGGCUGUUCUGCUGGCGGGGUCCAACGCCACGGUCAGGGCUGCUGAGCUGGGCGACCUGUGCUCUGGGAACUGCGAUGGGGACGAGAGGUCGAGGUUUGAUCAGGUGUCGGGAGAGUGCGUGUGCGCAGACGGGUGGAUGGGGCCCGGUUGUGACAUGUGCAGCACCAACUCGGCCUGCAACGACUUUUGGGACACUGUGGGGGGGACUUGUGUGACGGCGUUCGAGUACUCGGCGGAGUCCACGCACAAGGUGUACAACUGCGACUUCAGCGACUUUGCCGCAGGGCUGCAGGGAUCAGGGAUCGGCCUUGGGGACGACCUCAAGAUCACCUGCAACACGACAGGCCCCCGGCUGGAGAAGCUGGCAGGGGCGGGCCUGGGUGUGGGUACCGGUGGGGGCCUGGUCUCCGGGGGGCCUGACCUGGAUCGCAGGAUUUUGGACGCCCAGGAGGCUGGCCUGGAUGCCAACUCCCCUUUCUGUGACGUGGCAUUCGACUUCAGCCAGGGUGGCGACCUGCAGACGAUCCAGUGCCGCGGGUGGGGCUGCGAGUUCGGGUCUGGCAGCCGCAACGCCGAGUGCAGUGGGGGCGUGCUGUGCAACUGUGGCAUGCAGCCGUGCUCGGCCGCCGUGCUGGGGAUCGUCAACACAAUCCAGUCUGUGGUCAUGGAGGUGAAUGUCGGAGAAUCUGUCAGCACAGGGAGGACCAUCAGCAUCACUGCCGUGAUCAGCUUGCUCCCUGUGGCAGCGGUGAUCGCCGUUGCCAUCCUGCUGGGAAUUCCGGCCCAGUCUCUGGCAAGGCAGAUGGUGUUCCAGCCAAAGGGGGCAUCAUCCCAGGCGCCCAAGAAGCAGUCGUCGGCACUGUCAGAGGUCGUCUUCAUUGGUGUGUCGUGCUCAGUGCCAGUGUCCAAGCGCUUCGAGCUGCCACAGCCUGGGGCCGGCGGCAAGCCCAAGGAGGAGGACAUGGAGUCGUGCUCCUCGCAGGGGGUGCCCUUCCGGCGCUCAUCAUCCCAGCAGUCCGAGGUCCUCAUGGGUCUGAACGCCACCCUGGCUGAAAAGCUGUUUGACAAACGGGGCAGACGGUCCGUGCUGCAUGGCAUCACCGGAACGUUCCAGCAGGGGGAGGUCGUGGGUGUCAUGGGCCCCUCAGGCUCCGGCAAGACCACUUUUCUUAGCAUCCUGUCAAGCUUCUCCCGGGACGAGCAGCGCGCUGUGGAGGGGGACAUAUGGGUGAAUGGCCGGCAGCAGGGCGCAUGGCUCAAGCGGUUAAUCGCCUUCGUUCCGCAGGAGGACAAAAUCCUGGCCACCCUGACAGUGAAAGAGGCGAUCAUGGUGUCAGCCAUCCUGAGGCUGCCUGAUGCGGACUGGGCGAUAAUCCACCGCCGGACAGGGGAGGUGAUGGAUGAGUUGGGCCUGCAUGGCGUGGCACAUUCUCUGGUGGGGGGCGUGCGGGGCAUGCGGGGUAUCAGUGGGGGCGAGCGGCGGCGCGUGACCAUCGGCAUGGAGCUCAUCACGGACCCUGCGAUACUCAUUCUGGAUGAGCCAACCUCUGGUCUGGACAGCUUCACCGCACUGAACCUGAUGCAGGGCCUCAAGGUGGUGGGCGACGCAGGUCGCAUUGUUGUGGCCUCCCUCCACCAGCCUGCCCCAGCCAUCGUGGCCUUGCUCGACAAGGUCCUGCUCCUGGCCCGGGGAUUCCAGGUGUACUUUGGACCCCCAGGAGAGGCCAAGGCCUACUUUGCCAGGCUGGGCCUGUCCUGCCCAGAGUCGCUGGCUAUUUCAGAAUACAUGCUCCAAGUAGUCAGCGACCCCAACACCCUUGUGACUGUGCUGAACAGUGCGUUUGAAGCUGGGGCAAGGGAAAGCGGCGGGGAUCUCGUGAUGGGCUCCAAGACUGCGAACGACCCGUCCAGUCUGGCCGCGUUCCCAAAGCUCGGAGCUCGGCGGCGAUUUGACCGACUUGCAACGCUGGUGUGGCGGGGAAUGGUGGACAUGAUGCGCAACCCUGCGCUUAUACGGGCUCACGUCGCAAUGGGCGUGGCGAUGGGUUUGUUUGGAGGUGGGAUCUUCUUUGAGGCAGGGCUGGAUGUGGAGGGCGCCCAGAAUCGGCUGGGGGCCUUCUUCUUCACACUUGCCCUGCUGUCCUUCUCGUCCCUGACCACGAUCGACCUCCUGCACUCGGAGCGGGACAUCGCCUUCCGUGAGAUCAAGGCGGGUUUCUACACGCCUGAGGCCUACAUCUCGUCCAAGCUCAUCCUGGACGCCCUGCUGCUGCGUGUGGUGCCUGGCACCCUGCUGGCCAUUCCCCUGCACAGAAUGAUGGGCCUGCAAUCGAACUGGACCAAGUUCUGGAUAUACCUCUUCACCAUCAACAGCUUCAACCUCAUCGUGGGAGCGAUGGCCAUGAUCGUCACGAUCUGGUCUCCCACCCCGGGCACAACCAGCCUCGUGAUGAACACCGUGCUUCUGAUGAACCUCCUGUUCUCGGGCUUCCUGGUGCAGUGGAGCUCCAUCGCACCGAUCCUAAGAUGGAUCCAUUACUGCUGCCCCUUCGCCUACGCCUUCCACUCCCUCGUCCUCAACGAGUUCGUGGGCCUCAAGAUGACAUUCGCAGUGGCGGGCUACGUCAGCGUUGACAACAUCGACGGCGAGGUCUUCCUGCAGACCCUGGGCAUCGAGGUGGGCCGCCUGCGCCAGAACGAAAUCGUCCUUGCGGCGUUCUACUUCGGCUUUGUAGCCGUUGCGCUGCUGAGCAUGCGGCUGGGCACCCCAGGGCAGUGGUCCUUGGGGUCCAGCCAGGGCGGGGCAGUUGGCCGGCGGAUGUCGGCAGACCUGAGGCGGGCAAGGGAGGUGCUGCAGAGGCGUGUGUCACGGACAGUGAGCCGGCGCGUGCCGAUCCCCGAUGAGGGCAGCAGUGCUUCAGUGGAGAUGAACAAGAUUUAG